Lotus japonicus is the source of this 1227-nucleotide messenger RNA. RefSeq lists its product as uncharacterized. Bases 126 to 1040 code for a protein of 304 amino acids. The transcript has 6 exons. The record is from RefSeq and is a predicted model, not a curated record. Lineage: Eukaryota; Viridiplantae; Streptophyta; Magnoliopsida; Fabales; Fabaceae.
UUCAUAUCUCUUCAGCUCAAAAAGUAAAGCUAAACUAAACACCCCUAACUCUGAUACUCUUUGUUCCUGACUUUCUUCAUCGUUCGCAUCUGAUUCCAGAAUUCUGAAAAUCCAAGCAAUUAGCAAUGGCAGACAAGCCAAGUCGAUCGCUGGUGUUAUUCGGCGACGGUUUAGCCCGUUCCAUCGAUCCAUCACACUCUCAUCUUCACUCUCUCGCUUCCCUUUCUUCAUGUGGUUUCUUGUCUCUCCCCAAUUCUCCACCCUCAGAAAGCGAGGAUCAGAGAACUGUUAGAGAAUUCGCUGUGCUUCUUGAUGCGCCAAACGUGAAUGUGCAAGUUUCUGAUGAUGAUAGCCAAAAGGAUUCGCCGGAAAAACAAACCUUACCUGAUCGGUUUAUGGGAAUGAAAGCUGCUAUUUUGACCAACCAUUCAGGUUUGAAAUCUUUUAGUUCCAAACUUGGCUUCAAUGUUCUUCAAUUGGAUGCAUUGGCAAAAGAUUAUGAUGCUGGAUUACAUGAAAAUGAUGUUGUGGCCCUUGAGCUGCUCAAGUUGCUUGGCUUUCAAGAAGGGAAGGUGCAGGACAGUAACAACUUUGAUCUUGUUUUCUUUCACAUUGGAGCUGGUGAAAAGAAUGUGGAGUAUAUCAAUGCAUUGGUUGGUGGUUUAAUGAACCAAGCUCAACCCGGAUCUGACAUCAGUUCUCGUCUGCACUUGUCCCUUGUCAUGAGCUAUGGCAAGGUCUCGGAGGAUGACGAAUCCAAGUUUUCAGUGUCAAAGAGGGCAGAUGAGAAAUCUUAUCUUUCACUGCUCUAUCCUCUACAAAGUUAUGCUAUGAAAGGAGGAUUUCCUCGGAAGGAUGUGAGGCUCCAUUCUCCUAUGUUGAUUGCUCAAUGGCAAGAUGCAGUGACUCGCAAGGAUAAUGCAGAGAGGUUUUAUUUCCAAGACUUCAUGGAGCAUGGUGGAAAUCUUACAAUACCGGCAGAUAGGUUCUUGCAUGAGAUAGCCUUUAAGCUUUGGAAAGCUCCUAAGUAUGGAGCCUAAUUAUUUUUACUUUAUAACUAACUCCUUGUAAGCCUCUUGCUAUAGCAACAGAGCCUAUUUGAACAAAUCCUACACGGUCCAGUGAUGUUAUCAGCAUUCAGCUUGUUUAUUUGGAUUCUUAACUCUUCCUUCUUGUAAUAACUAAUGAGAUUUUGACGAUUGAACUGUAUAACUAUCUUUCUUCUCA